Dioscorea cayenensis subsp. rotundata (Guinea yam) is the source of this 490-nucleotide messenger RNA. Its product is annotated as probable histone H2A.2. Lineage: Eukaryota; Viridiplantae; Streptophyta; Magnoliopsida; Dioscoreales; Dioscoreaceae. The coding region runs from base 189 to 479 and encodes 96 amino acids. Gene Ontology annotation, cellular component: nucleosome. Gene Ontology annotation, molecular function: protein heterodimerization activity; structural constituent of chromatin; DNA binding. The record is from RefSeq and is a predicted model, not a curated record. The transcript is spliced from 2 exons.
AUUUUCAAAGUAGCGUUCGUCUUUGUUAUUCGAAACACUAACCCUAACCCUAGAUCUCGUUGACGCCAUGGCCGGCAGGGGGAAGGCCAUCGGAUCCGGAGCUUCGAAGAAGGCGACUUCGCGGAGUAGCAAAGCUGGGCUUCAGUUCCCCGUUGGGAGGAUAGCAAGGUUCCUCAAGGCCGGCAAGUAUGCCGAGCGUGUUGGUGCUGGUGCCCCUGUCUAUCUCGCUGCCGUUCUUGAGUACCUUUGCUGCGGAGGUGUUGGAGCUUGCUGGCAAUGCGGCUAGAGAUAACAAGAAGACCAGAAUAGUGCCCAGACACAUCCAAUUGGCAGUAAGGAAUGAUGAGGAGCUGUCCAAGCUUCUGGGUGCUGUCACCAUUGCUAAUGGAGGUGUGAUGCCUAACAUUCACAACCUGUUGCUCCCAAAGAAGGCUGGUACUGGGUCUUCAAAGGCUGGUCCUGCUGAUGAUGAUAACUAGACAAAGGUUUC